Messenger RNA from Rubroshorea leprosula, 2462 nucleotides. The record is from the annotation of a GenBank genome assembly. Lineage: Eukaryota; Viridiplantae; Streptophyta; Magnoliopsida; Malvales; Dipterocarpaceae.
AACUUCUGCUGCCCCUUUUGUCAUUCAAAUUUCAAUACUCUCACCUAAUUCUGCUGCGAAAAGUACCUGUUCUCACUCAUUUCGAUUUUUUACUUGACAUAUCUAGGCGUUGUGGUUGUUUGGUAAGAUGAUUUAUUGCUGACUUUAAUGUUUCUUUCUCUCGAUUUUCGCUUUGGAGUUUAACAAAAGAUGCUUUGCCUUCUACCGUUCGGUACUGCAAUUUGGAAGUAUUUGAUAAGACCCCAUUAAACACAAUUGUUGUUCUAUCAUUUUCUCAGCUUUCUUGUCCCAUCAUACACAGGCCCCAUCUACUAUAAUUACAUCCUUUUAAUAUAUUAGGAGCUGUUCAUGUGGGUGGUUUGCUCUUCUGGGUCAUCUCAUUUUGACUUAUUGUCUCCUCUGGGAUUCUGCUGUUUUUGCUACUUACUUUGAGUGAGAAGGAGAGAUCAUGGCAGGAGGUGGAGGAGGAGGAGCUUCUGCGCCGAAAGUAGAUGAACCGCUGCCACAUCCACCAAAGGAACAGCUACCCAACAUUGCUUAUUGCAUUACCAGUCCUCCGCCAUGGCCUGAGGCCAUUCUCCUUGGUUUUCAGCACUAUAUUGUGAUGCUUGGCACAACAGUUCUCAUUCCCACUGCUCUAGUUCCACAGAUGGGGGGUGGAAAUGAGGAAAAAGCAAAGGUGAUCCAGACACUACUCCUUGUUGCUGGCUUGAACACAUUGCUGCAAUCACUGUUUGGAACUAGAUUACCUGCUGUGAUUGGGGGAUCUUAUACCUUUGUGCCAACCACAAUCUCAAUUAUUCUUGCUGGACGGUUCAGUGAUAGUGAUCCUGCUAAGAAAUUUGAAAAGAUAAUGCGGGCAGUCCAGGGUUCUCUCAUUGUUGCUUCAACUCUUCAGAUUGUCCUUGGCUUCAGUGGCCUUUGGCGUAAUGUUGCAAGGUUUCUAAGUCCACUUUCAAUUGUUCCUUUGGUAUCUCUAGUUGGUUUUGGGCUUUAUGAGUUAGGAUUUCCUGGGGUUGCCCAAUGUGUGGAGAUUGGACUGCCUGAGCUGAUCAUUUUAGUAUUUAUUUCACAGUAUUUGCCUCAUGUUAUACGCUCAGAGAAACAUGUCUUUGCUCGUUUUGCUGUCCUAUUUUCGGUGGCAAUUGUUUGGAUUUAUGCUUACUUGCUCACUGUUGGUGGAGCUUAUAAAGGUAGGCCACAAACAACACAAAUCAGCUGCCGUACUGAUCGUUCUGGUCUGAUAGAUGCAGCUCCAUGGAUAAGGUUUCCAUAUCCCUUUCAAUGGGGACCACCUUCAUUUGACGCUGGGGAAGCCUUUGCUAUGAUGAUGGCUUCGUUUGUUGCUCUUGUAGAGUCUACUGGAGCCUUUAUUGCUGUAUCAAGAUUUGCUAGUGCUACUCCAAUGCCACCAUCAGUUCUCAGUCGUGGUGUUGGUUGGCAGGGAGUUGCCAUUUUGAUUUCGGGCUUGUUUGGAACUGUCAAUGGAUCAUCUGUAUCUGUAGAGAAUGCUGGUCUACUGGCCUUGACACGAGUUGGCAGCCGAAGGGUGGUCCAAAUUUCAGCUGGAUUCAUGAUUUUCUUCUCCCUUCUUGGGAAAUUUGGGGCGCUUUUUGCUUCAAUUCCAGCACCCAUUAUUGCUGCUUUAUAUUGCCUUUUCUUUGCAUAUGUGGGUGCUGGAGGCCUUAGCUAUCUUCAGUUCUGCAAUCUCAACAGCUUCCGAAUAAAGUUUAUAUUAGGCUUCUCUAUAUUUAUAGGCUUGUCAGUGCCACAAUACUUCAAUGAGCAUAUAGCACUUAGCGGUCAUGGUCCAGUCCACACUGGUGCAAGAUGGUUCAAUGACAUCAUCAAUGUUCCUUUCCAAUCAGAAGCUUUUGUUGCUGGAUGCGUGGCAUAUUUUCUGGAUAACACAUUGCAUCGCAAGGACAAUGCAAUCAAGAAAGACAUUAAUAAGAAUUGGUGGGACAAGUUCCGAUCUUUCAAAGGUGAUUCAAGGAGUGACGAAUUUUACUCGCUUCCCUUCAACUUAAACAAAUAUUUCCCAUCAAUGUGAUAUGUGCAGAGGUCAGUUAAAGGUUGAUCUCAACUAAUAGCUUCUCCUUGUAAAUCAAUAGCUCUCCAUGUAUUACCAUUGUCAUUCCCUGUUUUAUAUUGUAUUAUAUGCUAUAGCAUUAUAACAAAGUCUUCCCUUUGUAGAAUCAGGAUGCCUUAGAAUAUUUGUUUAAUUAUAUCGCUGUAAAUCCAACUGAGACAUGGAUUUGGAGUUGCAAUGAAGUUUUUAUUGCCUUUGUUCAUUCAUCCUAGCUUGUUCUGUUUCCCUUGUAAGUUUUAGUCCUUUCUGUAUCAGGAUAUUGUGGAGUUGUAGAGCAGGUGGCAAACUCCAUCUGCUUCCUCUUGGACUGGGUUGAGGGUUUGAACCCUAUCUAGCCCGACUUGUAAACCAAGAAAUGUAUAUUUCACAU